Prorocentrum cordatum is the source of this 423-nucleotide messenger RNA. NCBI's taxonomy places the organism in Eukaryota, Dinophyceae, Prorocentrales, Prorocentraceae. The record is from the annotation of a GenBank genome assembly.
AUGUUGGAUGGCCAGCUUGAAUAUUCGCGAGGUGCCUCGUCUCUCAAAGCGACCAUCAGGAAUCACGGGAGACAAACUCAGUGGAUCGAAGCGCUACGUCUGUUCCGGGACGCAUGCCAGUCACGUGCGAAAGAAAGCCACAGUCUCUACAUUGAUAUUGUCAGCGCAUGCGGAAAAGGGCGUCAGUGGCAGCAGUACCUGUCGCUUGUCGACGAAAUGGUUGAAUUGAAGUUGGAGCUCAACGUUAUUAUUUGUAGUACUGGGAUCAGCGUGUGCCGGAAAGGAGGACGAUGGAAAGAGGCGUUGUCGUUGUUCAGCGAGGUAUUGGGGACGAACUUGGAGCCAGACUCUAACCUACAACGCAGGCAUCAGUGCGUGCGAGAAGGGUGGGAAUUGGAUGUUGGCGCUGUCGUUGUUCAGUGA